Messenger RNA from Corylus avellana, 373 nucleotides. RefSeq names its product glucan endo-1,3-beta-D-glucosidase-like. Lineage: Eukaryota; Viridiplantae; Streptophyta; Magnoliopsida; Fagales; Betulaceae. The record is from RefSeq and is a predicted model, not a curated record.
UGCAGAGAUGGCUAAAUCAGCUCUUUCACGUUCCAUUCCCCUCCUUUUCCUUCUGCUUUUGUCCCUCAAUUCAGAAGGGCCUCUGAAGCAUGCUAAUGCAAAGGGGAAUAGUAGUUGGUGUGUUGCCAAGCCUUCUUCAAGCGAUGCAGAACUGACAGCAAACAUCAACUUCUCCUGCGAUCAACUGAAAGAUUGCAAGCUGAUACAAGAAGGAGGCCCAUGCUUUUUACCCAACACCCUCAUUCACCAUGCUUCCGUUGUCAUGAAUCUUUACUACAAACAGAUGGGCCAAAACAGCUGGAACUGUGACUUCAUCAGCUCUGCUCUCAUCACUCUCACUGAUCCAAGUAAUGAUUGCUGCACUUAUGCUUAG